Molecule: messenger RNA, 2970 nt
Organism: Blumeria graminis f. sp. triticale
Lineage: Eukaryota; Fungi; Ascomycota; Leotiomycetes; Helotiales; Erysiphaceae
Source: the annotation of a GenBank genome assembly
AUGUCCAGCUUUUACGAAUCAGAUGCACAAAACGUCAGUCGAGCUGGAACCCCAAGAGCACGACCGCUGGGCCUGCCUAGUGAGAGCAUUGCACCGCUGAGCGACGAUGAAGGGCUGGCAGACGAUCAAAUACCCAAUGGCAAAGCUCGGCCACGGCGAAAAGACCGAACAGUACCGAAGAUCGAGGAUACAAUUGGUCAAUACGUGCAAAUAAACUUUGAGGAAUUCCUCGAGACAUUCGUAGAAGACACCUCAUCUUCGAGCAUACCAUCUUCUAGUGUGGUUACGACAGAUAAAUAUUACAUUGCCCAAAUUCAUGGACUAAAGACCUACAGUCUAUCUACUCUCUAUGUUGAUUACACCCAUAUCUUGGAAUACAGAGGUGGUGCCCUUGCUGAGGGUAUCGUCGAAGAGUAUUACCGAUUUCUUCCCUUUCUAACCAAGGGCCUCCACAACCUGAUAGCCAAAUAUGAGCCGAGAUACUUUCGUGAACACCGGCAACCUAUGUCAUCAAGUAACCAAACAUCCUCAGCAGCUAGUAGAUCGGAAUCAACCGAGCAAUCCGACCUACAGGGAAACCUGACAACAAAUCAGCAAACAGAUAAGCUCUUUGCCUUAGCCUUCUACAAUCUACCACUUGUCUCUCGAGUCAGACAUUUGAGAACUGCAAACAUUGGACAACUCCUCUCCAUAUCUGGAACAGUCACUAGAACUUCAGAAGUGAGACCUGAGCUCUCACUUGCAACCUUCACAUGCGAAGCAUGCAGGAAUAUUGUUCCCAACGUCGAACAAACUUUCAGAUAUACCGAGCCGACACAAUGCCCGAAUGAGUCAUGUGGAAACCGACAAGGCUGGCGACUUGAUAUCAGACAAAGUACUUUUGUAGACUGGCAAAAAGUUCGCGUCCAAGAAAAUAGCUCAGAAAUACCAACGGGUAGCAUGCCCCGAACUAUAGAUGUCAUAUUUAGAGGGGAAAUUGUGGACCGAGCAAAGGCUGGAGAGAAAUGCAUAUUUACAGGGACUUUAAUUGUUGUUCCUGAUGUCAGUCAACUUGGACUUCCUGGUGUACGGCCAACAGCUAUCCGAGAUAAUCAAAACAGAACUGGAGAUGCCAACGGUGUGAGCGGCCUUAAAUCACUUGGUGUUCGGGACUUAACUUACAAACUUGCAUUUUUGGCUUGCAUGGUCACUCCCGAUACUUCUACUACCGGGUCUUCAUCUAGCCAGAACCUUAGCGGUCAGUCAGCUAGAAUUCUGGCGUCUCUUAACCAAAAUAUCCCAAACAAUGAAAUUGAUGACGGAGACAUGGCACAGGAGGCUGUACUUGCUUCCAUGUCUCACCCCGAAAUUGAAGACCUUCGUAAAAUGGUUCACAGUGAUCAUAUCUAUUCACGGCUCGUAAAUUCGCUGGCACCCAUGGUGUACGGACAUGAAAUUGUGAAAAAAGGUCUCUUACUGCAACUAAUGGGUGGCUUGAGCAAGACAACAGCUGAAGGAAUGGCUCUAAGAGGAGACAUUAACAUCUGUAUUGUUGGCGAUCCCUCAACCUCCAAAUCUCAGUUUCUUAAAUACAUUUGUUCUUUCUCUCCACGUGCUGUAUAUACAUCUGGAAAGGCAUCCUCUGCUGCUGGUCUAACGGCUGCAGUGGUCAAAGAUGAGGAGACAGGUGAGUUUACUAUCGAAGCAGGUGCUCUGAUGCUAGCGGAUAACGGGAUCUGUGCUAUCGAUGAAUUUGACAAGAUGGACAUAAGUGAUCAGGUUGCUAUUCAUGAAGCAAUGGAGCAACAGACAAUUUCCAUUGCCAAAGCAGGAAUCCAGGCAACAUUGAAUGCCCGAACAUCAAUUUUAGCCGCUGCAAAUCCAGUUGGUGGUCGUUACAAUAGGAAGACAACUCUACGGGCGAACAUAAACAUGUCCGCUCCAAUAAUGUCACGAUUUGAUCUAUUUUUUAUUAUACUCGAUGAGUGCAACGAGUCAGUUGACAGGAAUCUUGCCGAGCACAUAGUAGGUAUUCAUCAACUCCGUGAUGAGGCUAUUCUACCAGAAUUUACUACGGAGCAACUCCAGCGCUACAUUCGUUUCGCUCAGACCUUCAAACCUGAGUUUACUCCCGAAGCUCAAGACCUAUUAGUAAAGAAGUACUUGGAGCUCCGGAGUGAUGAUGCUCAAGGAGGAAUUGGACGCAACAGUUACCGAAUAACUGUACGCCAGCUCGAAUCUAUGAUUCGUCUAUCGGAAGCGAUUGCCAAGGCAAAUUGCGUGGAAGAGAUCACUCCCAAUAUGGUCGUAGAGGCAUUUAAUCUUCUAAGACAAAGUAUCAUUUCCGUUGAAAAAGACGAUGUGGAAGUUGAUGAGGAUGAGGAGGCCCCAGAUCUAGAGGGAAUGAACAUCGAUGAUCUAGAUAACCCUGAAGAUCGCAAGGUGGCUAACCAUCGUAGCAAUACUGUAGGCCCCGAACAAUCUGGAGCUAAUCUAGCAUCAAAAUCAUCCUCCACUAGGGUAGAAAACGCGAAAACAAAGGUUACUUAUGAUAAAUAUAUAAGUGUAGUUAACCUACUUGUUCAAAAGAUUAAUGAAGAAGAAAUGAAUAGUGGUGAAGGUGUGGAAGGUGAUAAAUUGAUUGAGUGGUUCCUUGAACAAAAAGAGAAUGAGCUAGCUGGCGAAGAUGAUUAUCACGCUGAGAUGUCUUUGACCAAGAAAAUUAUGAAGCGGAUGGUCAAGGUUUUUAUCCCCUCUUUUCCAGCCAAAUUUUUUACUAACGACUCAUGUAGGAAAACAUUCUCAUGGCCAUUCGAGGACAAGGUCUUACCAACGAAAGUGGGCAGGCUGGGUCCAAUGCAGGAGACUCAGUUGUCUACGUACUUCAUCCCAACUAUGCCGUUAGUGAUCUUUGAGCUGGAAGAGAAAAUUUGCCAGCGGCCACCCGCUUUAAAUUCCGUCUACCCUCAAAAUUUAGAACCCAACAAAUAA